AUGUAUAAAUCAGGUCUAAGAGCUGCAUUCAAGCCUCCACGGCGCAUAGAUCUGUCUCAAACAUCAUCAGAUGCGAAAUCAAGUUCUCCUGCCCCAAUUAGUCAAAAUGCUAAUGCUGAAGUGUUAAAAGAUAAAGUAGGCACAUAUCGCCCAGCAUCCACCGAGCUGAGUCGCCAGGCAUUCAAAAGACCUAAGGUCAAUUUAAAUCCUCUGGAAGCUGAUAAUUCGUUCACUCCCUCAAAUACAGACUCGAAAGAUGAAAAACUGGUAAAAAUGUAUAUGGUCCAAUGGAGAAAAUUCACUAACAAAAAGAAUAAAACGUGGGAUGGAGACGGUUUAAUUGUUGUCAGUGAUUCGGGCAUUACUUUCAAAUGCGAUGUCAAAGGCAAUGGGAACUAUAAGCAAAUGGGUAAGACUUCAAAAACCAAAACAGACGGCAUAAUCACGGUGGGAUCCUAUGAACUAGAAAUAGAUUACGAGAUUACAGACAAAGAUAAGGCUGAUUUAAAGAAUUCUCAGGACGUGGGACAAGAGAAUAAAGUUCCCCUGCAUCAUAUACCAGCACCACCUCGAAAUCAAUUUAAAAAAGUAGUACCGCUAGGAAUUUCAAAUGCACUGAGUACUGCUAGGGUAUCAACGACCAAUAGAACCCUGCUUCAUGAUCCGAAGGCAGAGAACUCUCUUACUAUGACAAGACCACCCAACAGAAAGCCUGAGGAUAUCAUCGAUGUAGUUGUGGACCCUGUUCUUUCAAGAUUGUUAAGACCCCAUCAACGUGAAGCAGUUAUAUUCUUAUAUGAGUGCUUAAUGGGAUUCAAAAACUUUAAAGGAAAUGGUGCAUUACUUGCUGACGAAAUGGGCUUAGGAAAAACACUCACUACUAUUACACUUAUAUAG
Messenger RNA from Debaryomyces fabryi, 897 nucleotides. RefSeq lists its product as uncharacterized. The transcript has a single exon. Gene Ontology annotation, molecular function: DNA translocase activity; ATP binding; ATP-dependent chromatin remodeler activity. Lineage: Eukaryota; Fungi; Ascomycota; Pichiomycetes; Serinales; Debaryomycetaceae. Gene Ontology annotation, biological process: double-strand break repair via homologous recombination; reciprocal meiotic recombination. Gene Ontology annotation, cellular component: nucleus. The record is from RefSeq and is a predicted model, not a curated record. The coding region runs from base 1 to 897 and encodes 298 amino acids.